Messenger RNA from Caenorhabditis elegans, 1143 nucleotides. It is a transcript of the gene irld-7, whose product is annotated as Receptor L-domain domain-containing protein. NCBI's taxonomy places the organism in Eukaryota, Metazoa, Nematoda, Chromadorea, Rhabditida, Rhabditidae. The transcript is spliced from 10 exons. The coding region runs from base 89 to 1090 and encodes 333 amino acids. The record is from RefSeq and is marked reviewed.
ACACCUUGAACUCUCUAACUAACUGUUUGGAAAACAAAUAUUUUCGAUCCAAGUCUAAAAAUUUGUAUAGAAUAAUUUCAUACUUUAAAUGCGUCCUAUUCAUAUUAUUCUUCUUUUACAAGCUUUUAUUUGUGUCACCAUUAUUCAAUCAGGUGCUCCACCUUUCCCAACUCCAGAAGACGAUGAGAGCUUAUUCAGAGCAAUGUUUGAAGCACAAGAUAAAUAUCGACAAGAUAACUACAGAAGACGGCCACGUGAAUUCGAGUCCGAGGAUUGGGGUUUAUGUGAGGAGAAAUAUAAAUGGCCAGUAUGUUGUUUGUGGUCCGAUAAGAAGAAAUUUAGAAGAGGAACCUCAGAUUGUCAGAAUAUAAAAGGAGAUGUGAUUUUGGAAAAUAAUAAGGAUGCGAACUUAUUCCAGAGUAUGAUAGAAAUCCGUCAAAUACAAGGAAGUCUUGUUUUGAGAAACACCACCAUCCUUGCUUUUGGACUUCCUAAUCUUAACAAUAUUGGAUUUUCCGGCGAUUCAAAUGUCAAAAAUCGUCCGAAAGCUUCAUUGGUGAUUGAAAAUAACCUUUUUUUGAUUCAAUUACAGUUUCGUCAACUCGAGAAAAUUGUUAAGCAUAAGUCCCAAAGGCAUAUUAUUAUCGAAGGAAAUCAAAAAAUAAAAGUCGAUCCAAAACAGUAUAACAUUUUUAAAAAGGUGACAAACAAUAGCACAGAUUUUGAGCGAUUCCAGCCACCUAAAGAAUAUAUUGUUCGUUCAAAAAUAUACGAAUUGUGGCCAUAUGUUCUUCUUUCUAUUCUGCUCAUCAUUGUUUUCACUCAUCAUUUUAUUAUGCUGGAAGUCAAUGAGCAUCGUGUGAAGAAAAAGGAGCAAGAAAUGAUUGAUUGCUUGAUGAAAAUGAGAGAUUCAACUCUGGCAGCCGAGCUACUACUACAAACUCCAAAUGAUGUCACUUUAGCGUUCGACACUGAUGUUCUCCACUUGUGCACCGAUCAGGUUAAACUCAUGAAACAGAUUGAGAAACUGUUGAAUGAAAAUAAGGUAUUCAAGGAUGAAAGUAAGGACGAGACUUCAAUAGUUAAAUGAUUGUGGAUACUUUUAAUAGCUUUCAUUAUUUGUUUCAAAUAAAAGUGUUUUUA